CGCGCAGCUUCUGCCCAGACAACCCCGUCAGUCUCUUUCGGUUUUUGAAAACCCUAACAUUUAUCACACAGAGAGGACAAAGAGACAGCUCUCCUCUCCCCUGGGACGCCACACGCCACACGCCACACGCAACACCACCUCCCCGCCCCUCCCUAUACUUAGCAGUCAGUCUGCCUUCCGUCGCCACCGCCGUCAUCUGCUUCGUUUUCUUCAAUAAGAUUAGGAGAGGAGAUGGCAGACCGGUUGACCCGUAUUGCAAUCGUGAGCUCCGACAGAUGCAAGCCAAAGAAGUGCCGCCAGGAAUGCAAGAAGAGCUGUCCUGUUGUCAAGACUGGAAAACUAUGUAUUGAGGUUACCCCUGCAGCCAAGAUUGCUUUUAUCUCGGAAGAAUUGUGCAUUGGGUGUGGUAUCUGUGUUAAGAAAUGCCCAUUUGAAGCAAUUCAAAUCAUCAACUUACCGAAGGAUUUAGACAAAGAUACGACCCAUCGUUAUGGUCCUAACACUUUCAAACUACACAGGUUACCAGUCCCAAGGCCAGGUCAAGUUCUAGGUUUGGUUGGAACUAAUGGCAUUGGGAAGUCGACUGCCCUCAAAGUUUUGGCUGGAAAGUUGAAACCAAAUUUAGGCCGUUUCAAGAAUCCUCCAGAUUGGCAGGAAAUCUUGACCUACUUCCGGGGAUCUGAGCUGCAGAAUUAUUUUACCCGUAUUCUGGAAGACAAUUUGAAGGCCAUUAUAAAGCCCCAGUAUGUUGAUCACAUUCCAAAAGCAGUUCAAGGAAAUGUUGGGGAGGUGCUCAACCAGAAAGAUGAGAGGGAUAUGAAGGAAGAACUGUGUGCUGACCUUGAGCUGAACCAGGUUAUAGAACGUAGUGUAGGGGAUUUAUCAGGUGGGGAGCUUCAAAGAUUUGCCAUUGCUGUUGUCGCCAUACAGAAUGCAGAGAUAUAUAUGUUUGACGAACCUUCAAGUUAUCUUGAUGUGAAACAGAGGCUUAAAGCUGCCCAAGUUAUCCGAUCUUUACUUAGGCCUAAUAGCUAUGUAAUUGUUGUGGAGCAUGAUCUUAGUGUCUUGGAUUACUUGUCAGACUUCAUUUGCUGUUUAUAUGGGAAACCAGGUGCAUAUGGAGUUGUGACUCUUCCAUUCUCAGUUAGAGAAGGAAUCAACAUCUUCUUGGCCGGAUUUGUUCCUACGGAAAAUCUUAGGUUCCGAGAUGAAUCUCUGACAUUUAAGGUUGCUGAGACACCACAGGAAAGUGCUGAGGAAAUUGAGACAUAUGCACGAUAUAGAUACCCAUCAAUGAGUAAAACUCAGGGAAAUUUCAGGCUUCGUGUGGUUGAGGGUGAAUUUACGGAUUCUCAAAUUAUUGUGAUGCUGGGUGAGAACGGAACGGGGAAGACUACAUUUAUCCGUAUGCUGGCGGGUCUAUUGAAACCUGAUAUUGUAGAAAAUUCAGAUGUGGAGAUACCUGAAUUCAAUGUUUCUUACAAGCCCCAGAAAAUCAGUCCAAAGUUUCAAUCCACUGUCAGACACUUGUUACAUUCAAAAAUUCGUGAUUCAUAUACUCAUCCACAAUUCAUGUCGGAUGUGAUGAAGCCUCUUCUAAUUGAACAAUUAAUGGAUCAAGAAGUCGUGAAUCUCUCUGGCGGAGAGUUGCAGAGGGUUGCAUUAUGCCUAUGCCUCGGGAAGCCAGCAGACAUUUAUCUGAUAGAUGAACCAAGUGCAUAUCUUGAUUCUGAGCAGCGUAUUGUUGCUUCUAAAGUCAUAAAGAGGUUCAUCCUUCAUGCUAAGAAAACUGCUUUCGUGGUUGAACAUGAUUUUAUUAUGGCUACCUACUUGGCGGAUAGAGUUAUAGUCUAUGAGGGGAAGCCGUCAAUUGAUUGUACUGCAAAUUGUCCCCAGUCAUUGUUGACUGGGAUGAAUCUAUUCUUAUCGCAUCUUGAUAUCACAUUUAGACGUGACCCAACUAACUAUCGCCCAAGAAUCAACAAAUUGGAGUCAACGAAGGAUAGGGAACAAAAAGCUGCUGGGUCCUACUAUUACCUGGAUGAUUGAUAAAGUCUUGAUGUUUUGGCCAAAUUUGGAGGGCGUUAAUAUGACCUUAAUAAUGGAAUCACAGCUGAAGUCAUGACAUUCUGACAAAUGAUCGGAGGUCCUUUGUUUACCAGAGAGAAUGUGUUUUCCAGGCCCUCCCAUGUUGUUAGCUACUUGAGUAAAUCAUGCCCUUGCCCUAUAGAUAGUGUGCUUGCACUUAUGCAGUUUUGGUAAAUUAGUCUCUCAUUGGGCGAGGCAAUCUAGAUGUACAAUUAAUGGUCUCUCAUAGUAUCAACGAUUGCAGUUAACUCUAUGUUUGAGGAAACGAUGUUUAACUGUUGUGCUUUCUGGGUUUAUGUAACGGUGAUUUCAUCUCUCA
This is a messenger RNA of Pyrus x bretschneideri (Chinese white pear), 2407 nucleotides long. Its product is annotated as ABC transporter E family member 2. Bases 232 to 2049 code for a protein of 605 amino acids. The record is from RefSeq and is a predicted model, not a curated record. Gene Ontology annotation, molecular function: ATP binding; ribosomal small subunit binding; iron ion binding. The transcript has 13 exons. Gene Ontology annotation, biological process: translational initiation; ribosomal subunit export from nucleus; translational termination. Lineage: Eukaryota; Viridiplantae; Streptophyta; Magnoliopsida; Rosales; Rosaceae.